Molecule: messenger RNA, 6827 nt
Organism: Epinephelus fuscoguttatus (brown-marbled grouper)
Lineage: Eukaryota; Metazoa; Chordata; Actinopteri; Perciformes; Serranidae
Gene: pacsin1b
Product: protein kinase C and casein kinase substrate in neurons 1b
Exons: 10
Coding region: 309-1646 (445 amino acids)
Biological process (GO): regulation of endocytosis; cytoskeleton organization; neuron projection morphogenesis
Cellular component (GO): plasma membrane; cytoplasm; endosome
Molecular function (GO): phospholipid binding; protein binding
Source: RefSeq, a predicted model, not a curated record
ACAUACACAGUCUGCACAGUGCUCCCGGGCAGGAAGAUCUCAGAUCACAGAUUAGUGCUUCUCGUCUCCUGCUCGGCACGCUGAUGCUCCAUCGCUCAGUCAGUCAGAGAGGACGGCAAGCAAAACUAAACGAACAGGAGGGGGAGACGAGGAGGAGAGGAGAGGGGCUGACUGCUGGAGGAGUCCACGUGUCUCCUUUCUCCUAGCUGUAGCCUUAGCCGCUGUUAAUGGAGGACUGGGGUGCAUGAGGAGUGUUACUCUGCUGCAGACCGCCACAGCCUGAAGCCAUCCUGCCAAAUCUGGAGACCAUGUCUGGAGCAUACGACGAGUCCGCCAGCCUGGAGGAGACCACAGACAGUUUCUGGGAGGUUGGUAACUACAAACGUACGGUGAAGCGGAUUGACGAUGGUCACCGGCUUUGCAAUGACCUGAUGAACUGCAUCCAGGAGCGUGCCAAAAUAGAGAAAGCCUACUCACAGCAGCUGACGGAGUGGUCCAAGAGAUGGAGACAGCUGGUGGAUAAAGGGCCUCAGUACGGCACAGUAGAGCGAGCUUGGAUGGGGGUGAUGACGGAGGCGGAGAAGGUGAGCGAGCUUCACCAGGAAGUGAAAAACAAUCUGAUCAAUGAUGACUUUGAGAAGGUGAAGAACUGGCAGAAAGACUUGUACCACAAACAGAUGAUGGGAGGAUUCAAGGAAACCAAAGAGGCAGAGGAGGGUUUCAAGAAGGCCCAGAAGCCCUGGGCCAAAAAGCUAAAAGAGCUCGAGGCUGCCAAGAAGUCCUACCACAUGGCCUGCAAAGAGGAGAAGCUGGCGUCCACCAGAGAGGCCAACAGUAAGGGAGAGGCCUCCGUGACUGCUGACCAGCAGAAGAAGCUCCACGAGAAGGUGGACAAGUGCAAACAGGACUCACAGAAGGCCAAGGAGAAGUAUGAGAAGGCUCUGGAUGAGCUGAGUAAGUGCACUCCGCAGUACAUGGAAAACAUGGAGCAGGUGUUUGAUCAGUGCCAGCAGUUUGAAGAGAAGAGGCUGAGCUUCCUCAGGGAGGUGCUGUUGGACGUCAAACGCCACCUCAACCUCACAGAAAACCAAAGUUAUGCUACAGUGUACAGAGAACUUGAACGCACCAUCACAUCGUCUAGCCCGCAGGAAGAUCUGAAGUGGUUCAGCAACACCCACGGCCCCGGCAUGCACAUGAACUGGCCACAGUUUGAGGAAUACAACCCAGACCUCACCCACAACAUCUCAAAGAAAGAAAAGUCAAAGAAAGCCAAUGAUGGAGUCAUGCUGACCAACGUCACCACAGCAGUAGAUCACGCUCAGGCUGGAGACCGGGGAAGUGUCAGCAGCUACGAGAAGAAUCAGGCAUACACAGCCUCCACGGAGUGGUCGGACGAGGACCAGACAGCCCCGAACUCAGGCAACGACACCAACGGAGGGACAAACCCCUUCGAGGAAGAAGUGAGCAAAGGCGUGAGGGUGAGAGCGCUGUAUGACUACGAAGGCCAAGAGCAGGACGAGCUCAGCUUCAAAGCAGGGGACGAGCUGACGAAGCUGGAGGAGGAGGACGAACAGGGCUGGUGUAAAGGGCGUCUAGACAACGGCCAGCUGGGUCUGUACCCGGCCAAUUAUGUGGAGCCGAUUUAGCCAUUCCAGCGAAGGAUGCUUGUCUCGUCGGAGGGCAAACCCAGACUGAACCGUCCGGUCAUAACUGCACAUUGCCAGAGACUUGAAAGCAAAGCUUCCUCUCUCCACUGGGCACAGUGAGCUGUCUUCAUCUCAGCACUCAUCACAGAGAAGACUCGUUCAGGAUCACAUCAUCGUCAUGAAAAUACUGCAAAUGCAGCAGAAAUAUUUUAGUCUCUUUUGUGUGUAGCUGUGUUUGACAUCAGACGUGAUGCUAACAUGCCAUACAGUAUGUUCCCUCAUCAUAACAUUGAUAUGGUAUCGUCAGUUGUGCCUGGAUAGCGAGAUGAGCUAUGCAUUGUGCAUUUCAUGUAUAUAUUUUAAUCUUUUUUUUUUUUACAGUCUGGACGCUUGUACAGUUUUUUUUUUGUCUCAUUGAAUACAGUGUUUUCUUUAUGAAAUAUUUACGUGUUCAGCAUUAAAGGAAUAGUUUGACAUUUUGGGGAAUGUCAAACACCGAACGACUUUACAAGCAAUUUCACUGUUGCAGACAAAUUUCCAAUGUUGAGAUGAUGUCAUGAGAGUUUUGCUAGAGUUGUGGCGAGCUCCCGUGAUCUCAGUCAUUUGGUGUGAAGUAUUAGAAAACUCGGCCCGAGCUGUCUUAAGCCGUUUUUUUUUCUCAUCUUGAUGUUCCGAUAAAAUCAUCGUUUAAUAUUAUUAUCAGUUUUUAGUCUUGGCUCAUGCAAAUAUUUAAUUCAGCAACCAAUAGCUGCGAUCUCUCCAGCUCCAAACAGGGAACAGCAAACUGGGUAGACAGUAAACAUGGAGGGCACUGCAGGGAGGCACAAGAUUCUGAUUAAGUCUCAGUUCUCUUGGGCUAUAUCCACACUAGUACGUUUUAGACUACUAGUACGCAUAACUAUUGUUAAGUUUACACUGCGUCCACACCGCUUCAGCGUUUUGGAAACACUAAAUCUGAGACCUUUGAGCACGCCGUCAACCCCAAUUUAGUCUGAAAACUUCAUGGUUGCAUUUUAGUCUGGAUGGGUGAAAACAAUGACGUUGAAACCUACGUUUGCUUCCUGACUGGGUCUUAUCAGUCACGACAUGUCAAGUUAAAACAUUAUAGCUUGGUCUACGUAUCUUUUGUGAUUUCAUCUUUCCAUGGCUUCUGCUGGUGAUGGAUGAUGCUCCAGGCACUGCUCUGAUACAUGGCCGUAUUUGCUUUGUAACACCUCCCAAUCUGUUUCCCGCUGCCUUUACCAUCUUAUUCUCAUACAUUCAGUAAGUGUUCUGACCCAUCAUUGGUCCAAGCUAAGAAAUCUUAGUACUUUUUGCCAUCUCUGUGGUAUUAUCCGAAAGUAGACAAUCUGCUUCCUGUUUACACCAGUAUGCACAUGCCCAGUGUUUGUCAAUGGUCAUGAAACAUACGUUUUUAGGUGUGUUAAUAUAGGCUGAGAUUAAUUCUGAAACGGUGCUAAAAUGCUCAUGUGUACGGAGAAUGUUCUCGUUUUAAAACGCUGUUAUAAAAUGAAAAACAGAUGGUGAGGUGUGGAUGUUGCCUUGGAUUGUUGAGAAGGAGGAGAAACACGAGUGCCUCUUUGAUGUGUCCUCCCAUUUGUAGCAUGGCAGAAUAGAGAACGAAAAAGUGGACAGAAAUUGUUGAAGCCCUGUCUUUGAAAAGUCUUUUGAAGAAUAAAGUCAGACACCCCCUCACAUCUAAAGACAAUGUGUCAUAAACAUUGUCUUUAGAUGUGAGAGGGUGUCUGACUUUAGUCCUUUAAAAGUAUUUUCAAAGGCUUCGAAAGUGUGUGUGGUAGGCAUUAGACGUGAAGGUCAGUACCAGUCAUGUUUGUACUGUAAAUAUAAAGCUAGAGGCAGUCCCAGGUUAGCUUAUCUUAGUAUAAAGUGGAAACAGCUUUCCUGUCUCUGUCUAAAGGAAACAAAAUCCACCUACAAACACCUCUAAAGCUCAACGAUUAACAACUUCUAUCUCCUUUGUGUAAUCCAGAGAGGGGGAGGCUCACAGGGUCAGACUUUGAAAACGCCUGGUUUAAUCCACACAGAGUUGAAGUGAAUGGACUAUAUGCUGCAGAUAGGAGAGUCAAAAAGAGUUACAGCACAAAACUCCCUAUAACACCACAACUUUUCAUUUUUUGCACAGAUUAAGUGAGCUUUACAGACAGAGACAGGCGAUCUAAUUUCCCCCUGCUUCUUCAUGUCUUUAUGCUAAGAUAAGCUAACCAGCUGCUGGUGCACAAACACAAGAGUGGUACUGAACUUCUCCUCUAAGGGCACGGUCACACAUGCACAAAAUUAACAUUGGCAAAUAUACACCUCCUGUUCACUUCAUUCAAUGUGAGCGAAGGAGAGAAUAAAAGAUUUGCCUCCAGUGGCAAAGCAAAUUCACAUCUUUGCACCACGUUGAGUUCAACUUCAGUGAUCUUUGACCAGCGAAGUCACAGCCUCAACCAAUAGCAGAGAAGUGUAUGUGGAGAAGACAUUAGCCUCUUUUACACUGCCUCUUCAAGGCAGUUAUUCUGUAAAGAAGGUACAAUCGCAGAAUGGGAGGACAGAGUUUUCUUGCCUUUAACCUGGCAGCAGAGGUAGUAACAGCGCCGAAACGACCUCAUUAUUAACAGGGUGGCCGGCAGGAUGGCAUCAUGGGUGGCACAGGUGUGACAAUUUAAUGAUGUGUUAUGUGUGCGGCCCACCGUGGGAGAUUUAAAAAGCAGCUGUUAGCAGUUAGCAGCUAACUUAAGACUUAAGGAGGAGGAAAAAUGGCCAAAAAUGCCCACAAAUGGAGAAAACAAUGAGAUUCAGGAGCUCCUUACAGGGAUGGUAAAUGAUUGGUAUAACCAUGUUAAUGCCACUGUUAUUGCUGAUAAAGUGCUGCCGAAGCAUAUGUUGUAUGUCACACUAGACGUUGACGCUCUUGUGUUACAUUUCAAUCCCGUCACAACUCUUCAUUCCACGAUGCUGUUACACUAUCUAAGGGUGCUUUCACACCUUCCCUGUUUGGUCAGUUCAAUCAAACUCAAGUUUGUUUGCUCCCAAAGUGCGGUUCGUUUGGGCAGGUGUGAACACAGCAAUUAUACUCGAGUGCGCACCAAAACAACCGGACCGAGACCUUCAUGAAGAGGUGGUCUUGGUCCGGUUACAAAUGAACUCUGGUGCAGUUUGUUUAGGGUGAGAACGUGUUCUGACCUCGACCUGAACCAACUGCAGUCACAUGACACAUCGUUUGGGUUAAACCACAUGGAAAUUCUGACCAAUCAAGAGCAGUUUUCUCUCGCAGGCAUUGAAUCUGGUCGGCUUGUACAUGCUGCCGUGAGAACACGAACCAACUCUAGGCAAUUAUGCAGCUUUGUAACAAAAUUAGUCUCUGAUUCAGAACCAAAAAUGCAAACUCUAAAUCUGAAAGCACCCUAAAAUCACACACUGGAGCGCCGUGAUGCCACUGUCAUUGGGAUCUGUGUAAAAAUGUAAAGACAGCAUGAAGAUGGGACUUCGUAGCAACCCUAUAGUGCGAUCUCUGUGUAAAAAGGGCAAUCGAUUGUUGCCGUGUCAACCCUAUUUAUUAGCAAGCUAGCUAACAUUAGCUAGCAAGUUAAUUUUCAGUGUGCAUCACAUCAGGCACUGCCCACAUUUAGGAUGAAUAUCACCUCAGCAGGCGAUGGUCAUUGGCAUGCAUUGCUCUUGUGUGGCCGUGCCCUUACUCUGCAUAAAAUAUAUAUGUAUGUCAAACUAUUCCUUUAAUGCAUUUAGUUGUUUUCCUGCUGCACUCCACAGCAUGUCACUGAAUUAGCAUUCUGAGCGGAGAUAAAAGACAGCUCACCAUCAGUGAAGUAAACACACACAAAGUCACUCAGCAGAGCUUGUCUUUGAAAUGGAAAUAUGUACUCUACCAAACAGUGCAAGAACUGUUUACAUUAACCUCGCUGUCCCACCCGUCACUGACAAGGUGCCUGUUAUAACCAUUACAUUGCAGUUAGUGUCUCCUCCUCCCGUCUUUACGUGCAGACUGUGUUAAUAACCCCGACGCCAUGAACAAAACCUGCCUGGAAAACAGCUUAAUUUCACAGCAAAGGUUUUAUUUAUUUUUAUCUGCAGUUAAUGAGACUUGUUUACUCUGAGUGAAUGUCAGUGACUCCGCUUCCUGCUCUUAUCUCUGUGAUUAUGUGCAUGCUGAUGCUCCCACACACUGUUUACCACUCUGAUCUGAACUGAUCCAGUGCAUGGCCUCACUUUGUUCCCACCAAAUUACUGACAGUUUCUUGAUCAAAUUAAAACUCCUAUCAGGAUGGUGAUGAUGAUUUGCAUUGCGUAACAUAGUCUGAUUGGUCUAUUUUACUGCAGACUGUGUUAAAUAUACACGUCUUUAUAGUUCAAUGUUUUAAUCAGAAGACUUUAUACAGACAAAGAGCAGGAGUGCAUGUGGCAGGACAGUACAUGUUGACUGGUUUGUUGCUCCUGGUAACCACAGGUGAAAACGACACCUUUGUCUGUGAGGAAGGUGGGUGUAGUCUUACUGACGCAGACAGAGAAGGCUGCGGUGAGUGAAAAAAGCAGAAAGAGGAUCCGUCUCUGAAAAAUUAAUGAGACAUUUGCCUUUUUCUGCUGCAUGAGGGAAGUUCAUUUUUAUAAGAUCCAGGAGGGAAAUGUCUCUUGUACUGCGUUUGUGCUUAUGUAUGCUUUUUAAAAAAAUGUAGCUCCUUGUAAAGCACUGGGCUCAGAUGGGGUGACAUUAAUAUUGCCUUACUACAAUCCUCCACCCUACCACUCCAAAGACUCUCAACCAUCGUGUUUAACAAAGUGAGCUCGCUUUCACAGAAUCUGACUCCUGCUUCUCCAGCUCAGUUUACACCGACACCACACGCAGGCCCUCUUUGUCUGACUGAAGAUGAUGUGAAUUUAAAGACUUCAGACUGUAUUUGAAGCAGAACGGGACUGUUAACAAGUGUACUGUACAAGUGUGUAAAAGCUACGACUGCAGCGCCCACUGUGAAACUCCUGUGAUACACUGGAAGACGGUAUAUUUAAAAAGAAAUACUCAAAUGCUUCUUUCUUUUCUGUCUGGAAACGUUGAUCUGCAGUAUUGAGGAAAACUUUUUAGAGGGCUUUCUCUCUCUUUUUUUUUAGCAUAGUGCUGUAAUUUCCAAACUGUAGUGCCUGUUCAUCUGCAUACGCAAAAAUAAAAGA